CUGGUCCCUGAACACUGACAAACACUGUUCCUUCCUUCUUCCUCUCCUCCGCCGUUCUCCGAAACUCAAAAACUGUGCGGAACAAACUCCAUAGCUCGUUCUUCAGGUAUGCCUCUCAAAACACGAACUAUUUCUUCGUCUUUGCACGAUCUUACAUCCAUUUUCACUUCUCCACACCACAACCUUCAAACGAAACCGAUUUCAAGCCUGAAAGUGGCCUGGCGAAAGGACCGGAAGCUAGACAAGGCCAUAGAGAACGACAAACGGUACAAAAUAUGUGCCCGGGUCGUGAAAGAGGUCCUCAACGAACCGGGCCAAGUGAUCCCACUUCGGUACUUAGAAAAACGGCGCGAGAGAUUGCGCCUCAACAUCAGGGUCAGAACCUUUCUUAACCAAAAUCCUAGCUUGUUCGAUGUUUACUAUGAUAGGAUCAAACCCAAGUCCCAAUCCGUUAAGUUUCUUCGCGUCAGCGAUCGGCUUAAACAGUUUCUGGAGGAAGAGAGAAGGAUAGUUAAGGAUAAUGAGCCUUUGAUUGUAUCGAAAUUGUGUAAAUUGUUGAUGAUGUCUAAGGAUAAGGUGCUCAGUGCUGAGAAAUUGGUUAAUGUGAAGAGGGAAUUUGGGUUCCCAAACGAUUUUUUGGUCAAUUUGGUGCCGAGAUAUUCGAAGUAUUUUAGGUUAAUUGGGUGCCCUGAUGAAGGGAAUGCGUUCUUGGAAUUGGUUUCGUGGAAUCCGGAGUUUGCGAAAUCGGUGAUUGAGAGAAGAGCAGAAGAGGAACCGAAGUUGACCGGAAUCCAGGUCAGGCCUAAUUUCCAUUACAAGCUCCCAACCGGGUAUUUUUUGAAGAAGGAAAUGAGGGAAUGGGUUAGGGAUUGGUUGGAGCUUGAUUACAUUUCGCCGUAUGAGGAUGUCUCGCAUUUGGAUCAGGCGUCGCCGGAGAUGGAGAAGAGAAGCGUCGGGGUCUUCCACGAGUUGUUGUCUUUGUCCCUGCUUAAGAGGGUUCCAGUUCCGCUUCUUGGCAAGUUCGGGGAGGAGUACCGAUUUUCGAAUGCUUUCUCGAAUGUGUUCACGAGGCAUUCAGGGAUUUUCUACAUUUCGUUGAAAGGCGGGAUUAAGACGGCGGUGCUGAGGGAAGCUUACGAGGAUGAUCAGUUGGUGGACCGCGAUCCGCUGCUCGAGAUAAAGGAUAAGUUUGGAGAGCUUUUGGCGGAAGGUUGGCGAGAGAGAGACGAGCAGUUGAAAUUGCAGAGGGAGGAGACUGAUGAAGACGACAUGGAAAUGGUGGCUGUAAGGAAUGAUGAGUAGAAGAAGAUUUGCAUCAACAAGAAGAAAAAAUGUUGACCAUGAAAGGGGAAUUUCACGAAUGAAUAUGAUGUGAGAUAAAUGUGUUAUUGACAAUAUGAUAAAUCUACAUUGUGAGAUGAAACAUGCUAGUGACUGUUACUAGAUUAAAGCUUCAUGCUCUAUAAGAAAUUUUCAGAAGUUGAUUGUUGAACUUGAUUCAUUGGUUCCGAAUGUGAAACUAUCGGUGAUAUUCAGAGAAGCAUCAUGGCCAUGCUCUGGUUUGUUCGCUUACAAGAAGCCUGCGCUGUAUUGGAGAACUUUGAAUAUCAGAUACUCCUUUGAAGUUUGAAUUCCUGACCAUGUGUUGUUAGAAUAUGGCAGACUAAGGGAUAGAUUAAGGCCGAAGAGAGUUGGAAAUACUAUAUCUAGAGCAUAACAGCAUCAGAUUUACAUAUCGCUUUGAGACUCUUGAAUUUACACUUCUUUAAACAUGAGAGAGCAUCAGAUGGUUCACACUUCAUACUUGAUGACCAUGUCCAAGAGGUCUCUUAGUUCUAUAAAAUUUGUAGACAGCAAUGCAUAAUGUAUUCUUUUUCGAAAUUUAAUGUAUUCAUUUCUUUUAUUUUAUUUUUUAGCCGAUUGAGCUCGUGUUUAGUGAUUGUGAGUUUAUUUCAAUGUGUUGAGUUCUGGGCUCAAGUUCCGGCGGAUAAAUUAACUGUGUGUUUGUAAUGACUAUGUCAGUGUGUUUCAGCAUUGACGCUUGGCAAAAUGCAGCUUCACAAUUUUUAGU
This is a messenger RNA of Morus notabilis, 2071 nucleotides long. RefSeq names its product protein WHAT'S THIS FACTOR 1 homolog. The transcript has 2 exons. Lineage: Eukaryota; Viridiplantae; Streptophyta; Magnoliopsida; Rosales; Moraceae. The record is from RefSeq and is a predicted model, not a curated record. Gene Ontology annotation, molecular function: RNA binding. The coding region runs from base 109 to 1302 and encodes 397 amino acids.